Alternaria burnsii is the source of this 2676-nucleotide messenger RNA. RefSeq names its product kinase-like protein. Gene Ontology annotation, biological process: peptidyl-serine phosphorylation; peptidyl-threonine phosphorylation. Bases 1 to 2676 code for a protein of 891 amino acids. The record is from RefSeq and is a predicted model, not a curated record. Gene Ontology annotation, cellular component: nucleus; cytoplasm. The transcript has 6 exons. Gene Ontology annotation, molecular function: protein tyrosine kinase activity; protein serine/threonine kinase activity; ATP binding. NCBI's taxonomy places the organism in Eukaryota, Fungi, Ascomycota, Dothideomycetes, Pleosporales, Pleosporaceae.
AUGGAGCCGCAGUGGACAGCCUACUCAGAGGCACCGGGCAAUCGGUACUCGCACAGCAUGACGUCCUCUCCCCACGCCUCGAGAGACGCCAGCGUGUCUUCGCAGAUCAAGCAGGACCCCUACGCAACCCCGUCACGCCAGAGUUCAAUGCCGCUGCAAUCGCCCAGCGGCACUGCUAGCCGCGGGCCCGACUACAACGACGGAGAUGGCGAUGUGCCCAUGGAGGAUGCAUACAAGCCACGACUGAACAGCAUGGCGCGCCCACAACAGCAACAGAGGCAUUCGCAGCAGUACCUGCAGCAAGAGGAAAGUGCCGCCGCACGCAGAUACUCGCCUAUGAACCUCUCUCCUACCUCACCCUACUCGGCCGGCGCACAGCAGGCUGGCCAGAACUACACCAGCUUUACCCCUCAGGCCCAAGCGCAGAAUCAAGGCAACCGGCAGAGCCCGACGCGCAACAAUCCCUACAUGUCGCCGCCCAACAACAACAACUACUACUCUCCGCCGUCUUCCCGACCGCAUGCGCCUCAACUACCGCUCAUACAGUCAAACAUGAGCCCAGAAAGUUUCUACCCGCAAUCUGCCACGGCGCAGCUAAACACAGUAUACAACAGAGACGCUCGAUCGCCGCGCGCAUCUGCCAACUCAAACCCUCCACAACUUCCUCCUAUGGGACGAGGCCCGGUGCCAAAAUUCGAAAAGUGUGUCAACACUGCCGACUUGCAACCCAAGAUCAAUGCCCAGCCGCCUUUUCGUCGCGCCAAUCCAGAGGGCGGCUUUAUUAGUCCUCUGCAAGCCCUAACUGCACACCUGCCCAUGACAUACAAGCUGUGCAAUGGCGGCUUCAACUACCAGUCAUCACGCAAUCCUCGCCGAGUACUGACGAAACCGAGCAAGGGUGUCAAGAACGAUGGCUAUGACAACGAGGACAGCGAUUACAUUCUCUACGUGAACGACAUCCUGGGAUCGGAAGAAUCUGGACACAAGAACCGCUAUUUGAUUCUGGAUGUGUUGGGUCAGGGUACCUUCGGACAGGUCGUCAAGUGCCAGAAUUUGAAGACACAGGAGGUUGUCGCAGUAAAGGUCAUCAAGAACCGGACAGCAUACUUCAACCAGAGUAUGAUGGAGGUAUCUGUGCUUGAUCUGUUGAAUAAACAAAUGGACAAGAAUGACGACCAUCAUCUUCUGCGACUCAAGGACACAUUCAUCCACAGGCAACAUCUGUGUCUGGUGUUUGAGCUGUUGAGCGUCAAUCUGUACGAGCUAAUCAAACAAAACCAGUUCCGUGGAUUGUCUACCACGCUGGUCCGCGUGUUCGCACAGCAGCUAAUCAACGGCCUGGCAUUGCUUGGGAAGGCGAAGCUGAUACAUUGCGACUUGAAGCCCGAGAACAUUCUUCUGAAGAACCUUGAGAGUCCAAUCAUCAAGAUCAUCGACUUCGGUUCCGCAUGCGACGAACGUCAGACUGUGUACACGUACAUCCAAUCGCGAUUCUACCGAUCUCCCGAAGUCUUGCUCGGUCUACCAUACUCGGCGGCAAUUGACAUGUGGUCCUUGGGUUGCAUUGUGGUCGAGUUGUUCCUCGGCUUGCCUCUAUUUCCUGGCUCGUCUGAGUACAACCAAGUGUCAAGGAUAACAGAGAUGCUUGGGCUGCCCCCUCAUUGGAUGCUCGAAAUGGGCAAACAGUCAGGCGAAUUUUACGAAAAGUCGCAGGAUGAGUACGGUCGUAAGCAGUACCGACUCAAGUCGAUGGACCAGUAUUCACGGGAACACGGCACGAAGGAACAACCCAGCAAGAAAUAUUUCUCUGCCACGACCCUGCCAGACAUUAUCAAAAACUACCCCAUGCCGCGGAAGAACAUGAAACCCAACGAGAUCGAGCGAGAAAUGUCCAACCGAGCCGCCUUCAUCGACUUUGCUCAAGGACUGCUAAACCUCAAUCCUUUAGAACGUUGGACCCCUGCACAAGCCAAGUUGCAUCCUUUUAUCACUCAGGCCAAGUUCACUGGGCCGUUCGUACCCCCAAUGACUCUCAAGUCCAGCUCGAGCAGAUCCCCAGCACCUGGCGUUCAGGAGCAACAGCGAUUUGAGGGCAUGAGCAGACAGCGUCAGCAGCAACAGCAGCAGGCCGUUGCGCAGCAGCAACAAGCCCAAGCGGCCCAACACGCUGCGUAUGCGAAUAUGCAGAUGAACCAGUACGCAGCUGCACAAAGUCCUCAGGCUCAGCAAAAUCCCUACAACAUGUACCCUCCAAACCAUCAGGGCGCCCCUCCGCCUUACCCUGCUCAAGCAGCACAAUAUGGCCAGCCGAUGAAUAUGAUGCAGCCACAACAGCCGCGGCAGUACAACCAGCCUCAGAAUCUGUACGCCCAAGCUACGACCCGCGCAGGACGGCAACGAGCAACCACGAUGGAUCAGCAACAGUCGGGACAAUCAGGUAUCCCACCCGCGCUCCAGAGGGUCAUGAGUCAUCUGGAUCCAAAUGCGCCCGUUCGUUUGCAACCGUCACCAGCAUAUUACCCGCCACCGCCUGAUGGCGCCCCUGAAAGCGCGAGCAGUGCCGCUAGGAGAAGAGGGUCGCGAGCAGGCAACUCGAACCGUAACCAGAACUUUGUACGAAAUUUGGAAGACCGGACGCUUGAAGAAGGUUUCAUGGGUCAGAAUCAUUGGCAGUGA